UAUAGUUAGCGCAUAAGCAAUUAGAAAGAAAAUAAAUUCAGAUUUUUUUUAAAAAAAAAAUGACAACCGCUAGAUUCAUCAAGUGUGUGACGGUCGGCGAUGGCGCCGUCGGGAAGACGUGCAUGCUCAUUUCUUACACUAGCAAUACUUUUCCAACGGACUAUGUUCCGACGGUGUUUGACAACUUUAGUGCCAAUGUCGUCGUCGAUGGAAACACUGUGAAUAUCGGCCUCUGGGAUACCGCAGGGCAAGAAGAUUACAACAGGCUGCGCCCACUAAGUUAUAGAGGAGCUGAUGUGUUUCUACUGGCGUUCUCUCUCAUCAGCAAAGCUAGCUAUGAAAACAUCUACAAGAAGUGGAUUCCAGAGUUAAGACACUAUUCUCCAAAUGUUCCGAUUGUCCUUGUCGGAACCAAAAUGGAUUUGAGAGAAGAUAAGCAGUUUCUGAGCGAUCAUCCAGCUGCAGUUCCUAUAACAAACGCUCAGGGAGAAGAAUUGAAGAAGAUGAUUGGGGCAGUAGCUUACAUAGAGUGUAGUGCCAAAACUCAGCAGAAUGUGAAGGCUGUGUUUGACACAGCAAUAAAGGUCGUUUUGCGACCUCCGAAAAUGAAGAAAAAGGCACGCAAGUCAAGAAGAUGCAAUUUCCUUUGAAUUAAUUUUAUAUUUGUGUAUCUCAUUAAAAAUAGUUUACAAGAUUUAUUCUAUUUCUUUAUUUUUUGUCUUUGGAGAAUCAAGAUAUCCUAGAUUUACUCAUAUGUUGUAAUAUUAGUCCAUUUAGUUUUCUGCAGAUUCAAUUCAAUCAAAAUCUUUUACUAUAUUA
This is a messenger RNA of Salvia hispanica, 819 nucleotides long. Its product is annotated as rac-like GTP-binding protein RAC13. Gene Ontology annotation, biological process: small GTPase-mediated signal transduction. Lineage: Eukaryota; Viridiplantae; Streptophyta; Magnoliopsida; Lamiales; Lamiaceae. The record is from RefSeq and is a predicted model, not a curated record. Gene Ontology annotation, molecular function: GTP binding; GTPase activity.